This is a messenger RNA of Gryllus bimaculatus (two-spotted cricket), 567 nucleotides long. The record is from the annotation of a GenBank genome assembly. NCBI's taxonomy places the organism in Eukaryota, Metazoa, Arthropoda, Insecta, Orthoptera, Gryllidae.
AUGACGACGGUGCGCCAUAAUCGCCAUGGUUCCCAUAGACAUUAUUAUUUCGGUCAGCUGGCGGGCCAGCGCUGGCGCUCCAAGUUCGGCCGGCCGAGCAAGCUGCCGCGCCUGGGCGACGUGGACCCCACGGGCUCCUACUGCCCCGUGCCGCAGGACUGGCUGCAGAAGAAGUUCGGUACGCGCAUCUUUGGCCCACUGCUCGGGGGUCUUGCAUGGGGGCUCGUGGUGGUGGUGGUGGUGGUCUGGAAAUUAGAAUCUCGAAUGAAAGCAUCCCCGGGAACAAAAAUAUGUUAUGCAUAUUUCUCCCUAGUCCCUCAUGAUUGCCCACCCCUCAAAGCUGCUGCUUGUUUAGCUCGUAGUGCUUUAGUUAACUACGUUUCACAUAGUGUAAUAGGUGAAGGACUUCGAUUACAGAAUUACGUUGAAAAUAAAUGCAUUCCUAUAGAACAUGUUCCUUCUGUUUCAUAUUUUUUGGUGAAACGUCGAGUGUUGUAUCGUCAGUGGACAGCCGCUUCAACUCUUCAGCGCGUGAAAAGGCGAGGAGAGUUGCAAGCCAACGCGUAG